CUUGGGCAUGCGCAGGGGGUGGUGGCGGGCGGUAAUAUGAGGGGACGUUCAGGACAUUCACGAACACCCGCAGUGGGAACCGAGCACCGCGUGUGGUUUGACGUUAAAUUGGUGACGUAUUGUAGGACGUUUAUGCGCGUAUAAAAAUCGAGUUGAAAAGUGUAAAACUACAUAGCAUUUGCUCUUUUUAGGAGAAUCUGAGACUUUUACAGAACAGAGCGUGUUUUAAUUGUUGAAUUAGUCAUUAUGAUUACACUUGAAGAUUUUUUCGUUACUUAGAAAUAUACUUCAAAGACUGUCCACAGAGGCCGACUACUUACUCGGCCAUGAAGAAGCCGAGACGUCACGUGACAGUAGAGACCGCUUCUCGCCGGCUGAGUGCCGUGCUGACGCGCGCUGAGAAACUCGGAGUGGAGUUGAGGACUGCUGACUCCGUAUCGUUGCUGAGACAGGCUUGUGGAGCUGCUGAGGACCGACUGCUGACCGGAGUCGCUGUGCUGAGUCUCGUGGUAGUGAUGCUGUUGGCUUGUGGUCACCUGGCAGAGAUGUCUGCGGCUUGCCGUGACAAUUCCACAAACGAGAUCCACAUUCAGACCAUGAGCUGGAAUCGACUGCCAGGAGAAGGCAGGGAAGGUCAUCGGGAGGACAGGCCAGUGGUCAUCUCUGACGUGGAAGUCCCUGUAGACCCGCCCCCUUGGCUGAGUAACGUGCGCCUACGCAGAAAGCGGUAGUGGUGCCAGUGUGCAACGUGAAAUCAGUUAAUAAAGAAUAAAACUGUAUAGAGUGUUUUUAAGUCAAUACGCAAGUGCACCGUAAUAUAUUAAGGGACUUUAUGAAAGCUGCAAGCUACAGUUACAUUUAUUUUUGUAAUGAAAUGUUAUUUUCAGUUACAAAGCAGUUCUAAGUAAUGUACAGUACUUUGUCGUUUAAUUGUAACAAUGUGUUUUUAUGUUGUGUAAUCUGAGAAAAAGCAACAUGUAUGUUAAAGAGUGUUUUAUAUUGUGUACUUGAUUGUCUACACAAGUGUUAACAGUACUCGUAUUAAAAACAAUUAACGUAAAA
Molecule: messenger RNA, 1062 nt
Organism: Homalodisca vitripennis (glassy-winged sharpshooter)
Lineage: Eukaryota; Metazoa; Arthropoda; Insecta; Hemiptera; Cicadellidae
Exons: 2
Coding region: 327-731 (134 amino acids)
Source: RefSeq, a predicted model, not a curated record